AUGAACAAUAUUAUGUAAAUACGAAUCUAAUAACUGUUCGAUAUAUUUUCAAAAUGGCGCUAGUUGGAGUUUCUGUUUCGAUCGAAGCUGUUCAGGAAAAUAAAAUUCAAGAAGUUACUCUUGAUGGCCAAGAAAUUGUUAUUCCACCUCUGUCGAUGUCAGAAUCUUUGGCCAAAAGUGCUCAGAAAAUAGACUUCACCGAAGAUGGCUCAGAGGACCACAGUGCCAAGACAUCAGAGGAGGAGACUGGAGACAAGGAGGCUGCAACGUUUCAACCCUCACUCUGGCCAUGGGAUAGCGUACGCAACAAACUUAAGACAGCCUAUACCGAGGUAGGAGUACUCCUUGACGUGCUGAACAUUGCCAAGGAGAAAAAGUACAUGGUGCUAACACAUGUCCAGCAAGACACAAGUGAGCCAAAAUCUGCCGUUCAGCUUUUGGCCAAAAAGAAGGGAAUAAUGCUUCAGUCAUUAAUAAGUGGUCUCAGUGCGGCCUCUGCGGUGUUACUCAGCGGUGCAGAGAGACUCAAAAGGUCACACGAGGAUAAGACCGGGGCAUCCUCCGACAAGUUCCACAUGGAACUACUAAAGUUAAGACAGAGCUGGCGACUCAAGAAAGUUGGCAACGCAAUCAUCGGUGAUCUCAGCUACAGAUCUGCUGGUUCUAGGUUCUGGCAAGGUGGUACAUUUGAGGUCACAAAGAACACUGGUACGUCGUCUGGUGAUCAGACGGAUGUGGGGUCAGCCCUUCAGAAUCCCCUACAGGUGGUCAUCCCUAGCGAGUUGGAGGGGACGGCGUAUGUGCAGGUUGAGAUCAAGUCUGUGCCAGACUCCAUGAACCUGAUGAGUGCCACUCUUCAAAUGCCGGACGCCAUCGGUCGGACUCCCCCGAACUCCCACUGGCAAGAGAGACUUGACAACGCACAAAACCUGCUCUUCUGCAAGGAACUCUUCGCCCAGUUGGCCAGAGAAGCCGUCAAGAUGAAAAGCAAUGUUCCACAUGUGGUUGUUGGCAACCAGAUCAUAACAAAUAUAUUUCCUGGUGUGCAGCUGUCCAUUGUAUUGUGCCAUUCUUCCAAUAAAGCAGACAAGAAGGGUGUAUUGCAGGGUGUUUCCCAGCCUGCGCGGACUGACAACAAGCCUGUGUUGGAGCACUCCCUGCACCAGCUGCUGAGGGAGGUCCACCACAAAACCCUGCACCUUGACCCACCCCAGCCCGCCACCGCGACUUUUGGGUUCACAAAGAGACGGAGACUGGCUGGGCCCCUGGGGCUCUCUAGAGCCGACCUGAAAGAAAUGGCAGACAGUGAGACACUCUUGGAGCAGAUUAUACAGCAAGCAAGGCAUGAGGUUCUCAAGUUUAGGACCAUGGCCACCAUAGACCGUCUAGCGGAGGAAGUUCGAGAUCCACAAAUCAUGGCCCACUGGUCGUGUCUCAACAGUCCCCUGCAGUCAAACAUGAAAAUCAUCAUCACCUCCAGCGGAUAUGAGGCAGUCAGGUCCCAAGGACUGGUGACGUUUCAGUCUCUGGACCUGGAGAUCGGAGUGGACAGUCUCAAGGCUGUCACCAAAGACAGACGCGUUCUACAGCUGGGCUUCCAGGAGAAAGAGGUGGAGGACCUCAUACGCUGGCAGAUCUCGCAACACCACAUUGCCCUUUCCCAGAACAUUGCGCGCAUGAUUGGCUGGGAGGUGCUGGGUUGCAAUGGCUGCAAUGGGGUGGGAGCCAUGGAGGGGUUCGCGUCCAGCUCCUCCAUUCAGCUGGUGGCACCAAAAAAUGACAGAAUGUUGCUGAUAAAGAGUGGACCUACGUCAGGCCUGCACGUGUUUCUAAAAAUAGACAAUAAAGAUAACCUUGACCCCAGCUUGGCAGCCCUUGUGGAUCCUAAAUGGCUGAACCUUGGUGGAACGUUCCGAGAAAUUGACAUGGAACAAAUCGAAGGUGGAAACCUUGCCACCAAAUUGGAACUCAUAAUGGCGAUGGUUUGUAAAAAGCGAUGAUACUGAAUGCAGAAGGAAGCUUGGAUUGUGAACUAUUUGAUGAUGCCAUUUGUUGAAGAAGAUUUAAGAUGUUCACAUACCUAUGUUCUACAAAGAAUGAUCCAGCAGCUCAUCUAGAAUCUCUUUGAUAAGUGCAAGGUAUGACGCAACAAAACAGUUGCGCCCAUUCCAUAGUCAUGGUGCCGAAAACAUGCGUUAAAAUGGUGGCAUAUCUUCAGCUGAUUACGAACUGUGAACUCAGUCGGAGCCUGUGACAAAAUGCCUUAGUAUACUUGUUUAUGCUACUGGUUUGGGUACAUACCAGUAUCAUUUAUGUAUGAUACUGUGCUCAGUAAAGGUUCAGUGUUGUACAUGUCGGUAUAAUAUUAAAUAUGCAAUAGAACAA
Messenger RNA from Dreissena polymorpha, 2385 nucleotides. RefSeq names its product mediator of RNA polymerase II transcription subunit 17-like. Gene Ontology annotation, cellular component: core mediator complex; mediator complex. Lineage: Eukaryota; Metazoa; Mollusca; Bivalvia; Myida; Dreissenidae. Gene Ontology annotation, biological process: regulation of transcription by RNA polymerase II. The record is from RefSeq and is a predicted model, not a curated record. Bases 54 to 2000 code for a protein of 648 amino acids. Gene Ontology annotation, molecular function: transcription coregulator activity. The transcript is spliced from 16 exons.